Trifolium pratense (red clover) is the source of this 1171-nucleotide messenger RNA. Its product is annotated as F-box protein SKIP19-like. The record is from RefSeq and is a predicted model, not a curated record. The transcript has 3 exons. Gene Ontology annotation, molecular function: protein binding. Bases 107 to 910 code for a protein of 267 amino acids. Lineage: Eukaryota; Viridiplantae; Streptophyta; Magnoliopsida; Fabales; Fabaceae.
CUUUUCUUGUUACUCACUAAAUUUGGUUUUGAAGCAUAGCAUACAAAAGAAAGAUCAUCAAAUAUCUUGUGCCCACCAUUAGAAAGCUAAAGUUGAGAGCACAAGGAUGCCAAAUUGGCUUGAACUUCCAAUUGACUUGACGAAAAACAUACUCCAAAGACUUGAUACCGUUGAAAUUGUGACAAGUGCACGCAAUGUUUGUUCUCUGUGGUGGAACAUUUGCAAGGACCCUCUAAUGUGGCGCGGCCGGCGUACCAUAAACAUGAGUGGUUACCAAACUCGUCAAUUUGAUUUUUCUUGUUUGGAGAAGAUUUGUCGAUGUGCCAUUGACCUAAGUUGCGGUCAUUUGGAAGACAUUGAUAUAUCGUUAUUUGGGACUGAUGACCUCCUCAGAUAUAUGGCUCACAGGGCAAGUUACAUACGUCGGUUACGGCUUUUUCGCUGCCGUGAAAUUUCAAAUAAAGGGUUUAGUGAAUUUGUGAAGAAGUUUUCACUAUUAGAGGAUCUUGACAUUUCAUUUAACAACCUAACUAAGGAUACUGUUGAAGUUAUUGGUCAAUGUUGUCCUCUUUUGAAGUCACUAAAUCUUGAGAAGAUACGGUCCUCUGAUUGCUAUUUUAUUGAUCAGGUGUGCGCUAUUGCAAAAACAAUGCCCGGGUUACGCCAUCUUAAACUUACCAGAAUUGUGCUUCCCAAUACUACAUUGAUUGCCAUUCUUGAGGGUUGCCCUCUUCUUGAGUCUCUUGAUGUGAAGGAGUGUCAUCGCCUUUAUGUGAGUCGAAGUUUGAAAAAAUGGUGCCAUGAGAAAAUCAAAGAUUUACAACUUCCAGAUUCCUAUGUAGAUGACAGAUAUGUUAUAUUUGAUCAUGAUGAUGAUUUAGCUAAUGCGGACACUCGAAGAUACAUAUGAUAAAGAUUAUCAUUGAUGAGUCUCAAAUAUUGAUGAUAUUGCUUUAAUGUAAUUUUGUUGAUGACAUCUGAAAGUUUAGUAUUUUAUCUUGAGUGUGAUGAAUUUGAAUUUCUUAAGACUUUGUUUUCAAGCAUGGUUUACAUUUUUAUUCAUCAGGUUAUCUUUUUAAGUUUUGUUACUUAAUGAUUUUGAAUGUGGUUUUUGAUUUCGCUUUAGUUUGAAAACACAAAUGCUUGAUUGUUAACUAAAUCAAGAACUUGA